GGCGGCGCUGACCCACUCGCGUGUCCCAGCGCGGACGCCCGAGGCCCGCGAAGCCAUGGGCACCGCGACUCUGGAGCCGCUGCCCCGCCGCAGGAAGAGCAGCUUAAUGCCCAGAGAAGCCUAAUGGACCAGCUCCCCGGCAGAUGGUAACAAAAAAUAAUCCAGAUGGGGUGCAGGUGUUGUAAGAUGAUACAAAGCUAUCUCUUUGAUCCAGUUCAAGUGCCCUCCCCUGGUUUUGUCAAUGAAGUAAACAAUUGCAAGUUGGAGGAAGAUGACACUAUCAGACUAAAAGGAACCCAAAACAGUGAGGUUGAGGUGCCCAGGAAUGCCCUGCAUGGUGGGAGCCUGAGCAAAUCAGAGAGCAGAGGCAGUACAACUGGUCUACCUCGCCAAGGAUCGCUCUCCCAGGAGGACUCAACAGAGAGACCCUGUGUGGAGAAGCAUGGUAUUGUCAAUGGCAUCAGCCCCACUGCUACUCUGCAGUCUAUCAGGAGUCCCAGGCCCCACCAGGUUGACAAUGGCUCCUGGGCCAGCAGCCCCUGGGUAGCCACCAUAGACAGUGCUCACCCAGCUCAACCCUUCCUUGAAGAAGACUACAGGAGGCAAAGCUGCGUGCUGCCAACCUUGGAAGGGACCCAGAUGGUGGGACAUGAGGACUGCAGAGCCCCUUCGGAGGCCUUGGCAGUGGCCGACCGCAUCCCAUACAUACCAGCCCCAGAUUACCCCCAGCUCUGGAGCCCCACAGUUGACAAUGCAGACCCUGAAGAAAAGGACUGUCUUUUUGAAAACCACUCUGAGGUGGAACCUUUGCCAGGAAGUCACCCCAGGGUGAGCCAGCAGGGUUUGAACAUGCCCUUCUCCCUGAAGAGAAGCUGGGACUCACUGAAUGAGGCAGGGACAACGGAAGUUCUGAGUGUCUACUUUAAAGAGGAGGAUCCUACUCACCCGAUGCCAGCGGCUGAUUCUGGAGAUGAGCAGGAAGACCCCCACACCUACACUGGGGACAGGGAGGGUGUUGUGGAAGAGGAGGAUGCUGAAGUGGCAGAAGCCCUCGCAGCAUUAGAGGCUGCUACUGCAGGAGAAGAUGCAGAUGAUGCUGAUUAGAGGAGGGGGGGGAGGUGAGGCGAAUGAGCUGCAGUCCCAGAGAGCAGAUGGAAGCAUGUGCCCACUCUGCCAGCAUGCCCCGGCAGCCUUACCAGCCGUACCACUUGUUUACAUCUGUUAUCCUCCCAUUGCCCGUACCUGUGCCAUGCUGCUUGUUGUAUACUGCAUCCCUCUACUCUGAAUGCAUUCAGAAUACUAGCAGCAAAAUAAGAGUGGGCCUUCAUGUCCAUGACCACAACAAGUGUGGAAGUAAAGCAGCUCGCAUGCUGGCCCUGAAAGUGCCCCCCCCUCCGCCAACAUCUGUGCAGAUGUGCAUGAGAAUGCCCUGACAUCCCCCUUGAUCCCAGGGCCACACAAACACGGGCCAUUCUGUUUGAAUGUAUUUCUUUACCUUGUUUUUGAGAGCCAAAUAUGUCACCCAACCCAGAAAAGGUAUCUAUCCACUUAAAGUGCCUACUGUGUGCCAGAGUUUAACUUCAGGGACAGUCACCCAGGGAACUACUAACUAACCACUUGUUGCACAUCAAGUUAAGCUCAGUGCCCUUCAGGGUAGAGCAGACUUGAACAGUGAACAAGUGGUUAGUCCUCGGCUGUGCUAUGAGACCACCUUGACCUUAACUUUUUUUUUUUUACACUAUUACUUUUUUAAUCUCCUUUGGGAUAUGGGAGACUGGCCAAAAUACUUCUUAAAACUAGCAUCAUGGUCUAGGUUCAAGUUCAUGAGUGUUUUGGAACAGCAGAGCCAUUUAUGGAGGGAUCUGUGUCAUUAAAUGUCUGGUUCUCAUUAAAGCA
This is a messenger RNA of Apodemus sylvaticus (European woodmouse), 1896 nucleotides long. RefSeq names its product chromosome 11 C4orf19 homolog (gene Pgcka1). Lineage: Eukaryota; Metazoa; Chordata; Mammalia; Rodentia; Muridae. The record is from RefSeq and is a predicted model, not a curated record. The transcript is spliced from 4 exons. Bases 166 to 1104 code for a protein of 312 amino acids.